Tetrahymena thermophila SB210 is the source of this 927-nucleotide messenger RNA. Its product is annotated as XYPPX repeat protein. The record is from RefSeq and is a predicted model, not a curated record. Lineage: Eukaryota; Ciliophora; Oligohymenophorea; Hymenostomatida; Tetrahymenidae. The transcript has 2 exons.
AUGUAAUAGUAAGUUCUUUAAAACGCUUUUGUUCCUACUCAUAUCCUUAUCGGCGCAGAGCAUAAAAAAUCAAAAAAAUUUGAUGACAAUCAGUAAUUAUAAAAGAUAGGUGGCCACUAUAAAAUUAAUGCUGUCAGCGUUUUUUGGGAUGAAAAGCAUGUUAUUGGUGUCUAAAUUUACUACAAAAUAGGAAAAGGCGCAAUUGGUGAUUUCUUAGAUGCUGCUCAUAAUAAGCCAGAAAAAGUUGGAAAAACUCAUGGUGCUCUCUUUGAAAUUGGUCCAGAUGACUAUUUACUUGAAAUAAAUGGAAAAACUUCUUAAGACUCUCAUUUGAAUAAAAUUGGUUUUGUAACUUAUAGAGGCAAAUAAGCCAGUUUUGGUGUCGAUGAAGGUACAUUCUUUUCACACAAAUACGAUAACUACACAUUCGGUGGAUUUAUCGGAGGAUUUAGAGAACACUUAGACUUCUUACAUAUCCCUCUUCUUCCUAUUCCCUAAGAUUUCUUAAGAGAAUUUAAACCCAUUUAAUUAAAUCUUAAUAUGAAUAAUCAAACUAUUGCCCAAGCUGAAAUUAGAAGAAACAAUACAGGAGCUCCUGCAUUUGGUAAUGGUGGAAGUAAUAAUAGUAUUAUUUAAGCUAAGUAGGAUUUCAUGUAAAUAAACAUACCUAAAUUACCUUAAAAGUUCAACACCAAUCCAGUUCCUGCUUCAAAUUAACCAAACCAAUAUGGCUAUCCUCCUUAAAAUGCUUAAAAUGGUUAUCCUCCUUAAAAUGGUUAUCCUCCCUAGAAUUUCUAUCCAACCUAAAAUAACUAAUUUGGUGGCUAUCCUCCUCAACCCGGAUUUAGUAAUAAUAAUAACAACAAUAAUAAUAAUUUUGGACAAAACAAUAUGUUAGAUAGCAAGUAUCCUAUCUUAAAAAAAUGA